UCAAUGGGUCAUUGUGGAAUUAACAUCAAAUUACAGCAAUUAGAAAUAUCUACUGAGCAGAGACGACAGCUUGGAGGACCUGACAGUGAGGAAGUGGCGGCGUGGAGUGGCAGCACCGAAGGAGAAGUACAAAGACUCUUCACAAUGGGAGACAGUUUCCAUGAGCAGCUGCAGGUGGACUCUCGGUUCCUCCGGUCCGACAAGCGGCUGGACACUGAACUGGUGGACAAACUCAUCCUGCAGCUAAACCGGAUUUACCCACAGAUCCUGACUGAUAAGGAGGCCCACAGAUUCAGGAAUCUGGACGUGCCCACCUGCAUCCGAUUGGCCGAGCUCUUGACGCACUUGCAGGAGAAAGGGGAGGAGGCGUGUUAUGAGUUCUACAGGGCGCUGCACCUCCACGUGGAGGAGGUGUACUUCAGCCUCCCCACACGAGUCAGCCGGAGAGGCGAACCCAAUGGAUUCCCCCGCAUGCCCCCCCUUAAGGAGAGAUUUGUGAUGAAUGACAGGAGUCCCUGGUUCUUUCUGGGCUGUUUCAGCAUUGCGGUGGGGCUGGCACUGCUGUAUUACUGUGGAGACAGGGAGGUGCUGGGGGACCCCAGGAAGAUGUUGGGGGUCACAUCUCUGGGCCUAGGCCACAAAGCCAAAGAGCUCCUUAUCUCCUACACAGAGGAUGGUAACAGGAAGCCGUAGUUCCCACGGCAAACCUGCUGUCCAACAGGGCUAGCAGCUGGCAGCGGGGGAACACCAAAAUCCCAACAGCAGCUGCAGUGGCCUGGAUGGGACUUUUUAAAUGCAUGUAUAAACUGUACACAUAUGUUUGUUAUUUGUAGUGUAUUGUACGUGUUGAAUAUUGUUUUGGGGCUGUGUCAAUGUACAAGUCUUCCGCUGUUAGCUUCCACUUCUCAGCAGGAGUUUCUUGGCCUCAAACAUACUCGCACGCAACAGCCAAUCAGUGCCUCCAAUUUCGUCCAACCAAAUUAGUGGGCCAAACAUUUUGAAUUGUUCAAAAAGUUAUUGUUGAAUGUAAGUAGGUGGCAGUCGCUUGUGGUGGUGGAGGAUAUCAGAUUACAGAGUCAGUUCUUGGCCUAGGGCAGCAUCUGCCUGGAUGGGCACCAAAUGAAGGGAUGUACAGACCCCACAGACACACAAACCUGCACCCCCCCUCCCCCUCACCCUGGGCUGCCAAAUCACCUAGGGUGGCCGAAAGGCUGGAGCCAUGUCUGCUCUGUUGUAAAAGAGAGUGGGAUUUAUGUUUCAACCUACUCAGUGCAGGUUUCACUUCCAGCAGCAGUUCCACUCAGGUUAUCUCAGGGCAUCACUCACAGGAGUCUUCAGGUUUCACAAGAAUAAACAAUGAAUCGCCACAACAAACAAUGCCGUCACUGCAUCACUGCGCAAGACGUCACCACCACAGUUAAUCAUGUCACCGUCACAGUCAAUGAUGUCACCAUCACAGUAAUGACAUUACCCUCACUAGCUCCACACUAGACUGGCUCCUGGAUGAGCCUCAAGUUUGCACUGUCUCUCACUCUUCCUGCACUGAGCGGGUGGUUCCUGUCUCUGCCUGUCGUCACUGUCACCGUCACAACCAUUUGCCUUUUAUUACUAUUGCUGUCGUUAUGGUUACUGGCAGAUGCCUAUUGAGUUUGGGCAUUUUUUAGUCUUUUUAUGCAAAUGAUGUAAAUAUUUUUCUAUUGAACAGCAGUGUAUUACCUGGGCCUCAAACCGUAACCUUCAGGUCUGUAAUGUGGUGAUCUGGGCCCUACACUAUGAAAUGCACAGGAAUUGGUUACACUACAAUUAUAAAGGUUAGUACUUCAAAAAGGCAGUAUUAUAGGCGAACUGACAUCUUUUUCAUAUUGCCCUAGCAUUAGCAAAGCUGCAUUUCUGUAUUAUAAGGCACAUACAGUGCAGUCAGUGCAGGUACCUAUCUAUCUGAAAUAGCACUGUGUGCUGUGGUCUGAAAGUCAUAGUAGAUGAUUUCAACAUUAGAUUUGGUGAUGGGUAAUUUGCAUAUAUCCUGAUGUUAUAUAAUAAUGUAAUUUGUCACAUUGAUGCUAUGUUCCCAAAGUUUAUGAGCCCACAGCCCACUUCUGUGACCUCACUCUUUUUAAGGUACAGUGUAAUGUAUGUCCAAACAACACCAUAAGUUUGUUUUUUUAACAAAAGUCAGAACUGCAUUCAUAUUGUAAUGUGCAAGUGUAUAACAAUGUGUAUAUCUUUGGAAAGUGGCUAAUAUUAGGGUAAAUCCCCCACUUAAAGCCUGAUGUGAUUGUCUUUAGGGGUUUAGAUUGCAGGUCAGAGUUUUUAGCCUCGUGAUUGUCUAUGAGCAUGCUGGGACUUCUCAACUUCUGUGUCUCUGAUUGAGCCUUUGGGUGCCUUUCAUCAUAAUAUCAUAAUAAAACCAGCUACCAAUCAGUGA
Messenger RNA from Anguilla anguilla (European eel), 2425 nucleotides. Its product is annotated as caspase recruitment domain-containing protein 19-like. The record is from RefSeq and is a predicted model, not a curated record. Lineage: Eukaryota; Metazoa; Chordata; Actinopteri; Anguilliformes; Anguillidae. The transcript has 7 exons. The coding region runs from base 4 to 693 and encodes 229 amino acids. Gene Ontology annotation, cellular component: mitochondrion.